CUCUGAGCCCUAUAAAGGCGGGUACGCGCAGAGUAGAGCACCAGUUUCAGUGGACAGCUCCGUGCAGCAGCUCCUAUGCGCAUUUCGCUGACCGAAAAAGAAAAGUCAGAAAAAGGGGGAUUGAAUACGAUCUAAAGAUUUAAUUCACAAUGGAGGGGAUCUCUUGGAGAUUGUUUUUACUUUCUUUGGUACUUUUGGAGGGGUCUACGCAAGAUUUCGGACAAACGCAGUUCAUCUGCACGUCGGUGCCCAAGGAUAUGGACUUGUGCGCGGCCACUAUGCAGAACAGUGGCCCCGCAGAGGAUCUGAAGACCACUGUCAUGCAGUUGAGAGAAACCGUACUUCAGCAAAAAGAGCUAAUCAUGAACCAAAAAGAGACGAUCAGGGAACUAACGUCCAAGUUGUCUCGGUGUGAGAGUCAGAGUCUCCCGGAGCCUGGAGCAGGGGGCAGGAGAAAAGAACCAGGCAACACUAUGGGGGAUGUAUCACGGGGUCCGUCCGAUACACUGGCCCAACUGGGGCAGACGUUACAAACCCUGAAACAGAGACUGGAGAACUUGGAGCAAUACAGCCGAGUCAACAGCACAGCGCAGUCAAAUAGUCUGAAAGACCUACUCCAGAACAAAAUAGACGACAUGGAAAAACAGGUCCUGCUCCGGGUCAACACGCUGGAAGAGACCAAAACUGGGCCGAGGAAUGACACGGACCAGCGAAACAAAGUGGAGUCAACUCUGACCAAAAUCCACGACAGAAUCACAGGUCUGGAAAAGGGUCCAAAAGGCAACAGACCACUGGACAAGUUUCAGCUGACUUUCCUUCUGCGAACCAACUACAUGUAUGCGAAGGUCAAGAAUAGCCUACCAGAGAUGUACGCCUUCACCCUCUGCAUGUGGAUUAAAUCCAGUGCGUCGCCAGGCGUUGGCACUCCAUUCUCCUAUGCGGUCCCGGGGCAGGCCAACGAGCUGGUGUUGAUUGAGUGGGGGAACAACCCUAUGGAGAUUCUCAUCAAUGACAAGGUGGCAAAACUACCUUUCCAAAUCAACGAUGACAAGUGGCAUCACAUCUGCGUCACCUGGACCACAAGAGACGGGGUGUGGGAAGCCUAUCAGGAUGGGGUUCAGCGUGGCAACGGCGAAAACCUGGCCCCUUACCACCCUAUUAAACCUCAUGGAGUGCUCGUGCUCGGACAGGAGCAGGAUACACUGGGAGGAGGUUUCGAUGCAACUCAAGCAUUUGUUGGUGAGCUGGCCAAUUUUAACGUGUGGGACCGUAAGCUGACAACGGGGGAAAUUUACAUGCUGGCCACCUGCAACAACAGAGCGCAGGUUGGCAACGUCUUUGGGUGGGCAGAGACCAGCAUCGAAGUAUUCGGUGGAGCGACGAAAUGGCCAUUUGAGCCUUGUCGUCCGCUCAACUGAACAGCACUACGGCAAACGGAAAAAUCCAGUCCGAGAUACUUGUUUCUGAGCUUCUCAUCUUUCUUGUCUUCAUUUGACGUUGAAAAAAAAAAGAACAAAAGUUAACAUUGAUUUAAAAGGUGAGCGAAAAGCUGGGAUUUCUAUUCAUAAUUAAAUAUUUAUGUGCAAAACAAGCAAAAGUUUUUGGUCUUGAAAAAAAAAAUAUUUUCCUGUGCAAUGUCUUGGAAAUCUCAGUGAGACAGUGUUGGUAUUGAUUACUUUUUGAUUUGGAGUUCGUUUUAAUUUUUUGCAAGCGCACUCAAGCUUUGGUUUCGCUUAUUUUUCUCUUGGACCGGCAGCUGGGCAUCUGAAGCCUUACUGUACGUUGGACAAUAUCUCAACACAGAAGUGGAAAACAUCGCCUUCUUCUUGAUACAGAAAUCAAAGCCGACAGUCCAACCGACAGUAUUUGAGAAAGACGGCAAGAGUUCAUUACUGCACUUAAUGGCACCCCAACCUCUCCGGAACUUGCACUGUGACUGACUUGCGUGGUAGACAGGGAUGAAGGACGAUGCAAUGACGGAUUGCACCUACUUUACUCGUUCUCGUUGUUUGCUUCAACGUGUUUCUGUAAGAAUGUCUAAAAUUGCCAACAUGCUACAAGCCUGGGUGCCUUGGGCUGGUACAAAUAUUCAGCACAUUUCGUUAUCAUUUGCAUAUUCUAUGUAUGAUUUACUUUCUUUGAGAGAGAAAUUGUCGUAACUCUAUUCAAUGUACUUACUGGCGAUUUGUUAAAGGACAUGGCGUGUAUCGGCAAGUGUUUGUACACUGUAUUAGGAAUGUUCUCUGUAUAGUAACAGCAUGACUGACAAAAUGCUGCAACAGCAUCGUCGACCAAUGCUUUUACUAUCCUUCCAGGUCAGGUCGGGUCUUUUUUACUGUAUUGUUAUAUGCUCCAAGCAUGGCACCACUGAAAGAUAAAAAGAUCUAAUUUUUGUAAUAAAAUUGUGAUACAUAAUA
Clupea harengus (Atlantic herring) is the source of this 2417-nucleotide messenger RNA. RefSeq names its product neuronal pentraxin 1 like. The record is from RefSeq and is a predicted model, not a curated record. NCBI's taxonomy places the organism in Eukaryota, Metazoa, Chordata, Actinopteri, Clupeiformes, Clupeidae.